Molecule: messenger RNA, 1045 nt
Organism: Babjeviella inositovora NRRL Y-12698
Lineage: Eukaryota; Fungi; Ascomycota; Pichiomycetes; Serinales
Exons: 1
Coding region: 6-773 (255 amino acids)
Source: RefSeq, a predicted model, not a curated record
AUACAAUGUUGAGCCGUGGUCUUAUGAGAGUUCCGCUCUCCAAGGGCCUUUUCCCUCUUGGGUAUCCCCUUAGAUCUUUUUCGAUUAAAACCCGACUCCUCAACUACAGAGACACAAACCUUAACCACGACUCGCCAAUCGAGUUCGAGCCGUUCAAAAACCCGUCAAACGACACCACUAUCAAAAUCAGAAAGCCGUGGACGAUUGGCCAUACUACCUUGGAGCCCAACUUCCGCCAGGGUUGGAGUCCGAUGUACGUCUCGCCCUCUAUCACGUUUAUCUCCGCCGUGAAGAAGUUUUCUCUCGUCCUAUCCGCCACAAUCUUCGGAGUCUUGCACGUGUACAACGGUACGUCUUUGAGCGCUGAUCUAGUAUCUAAUCUUAUCCAGGGUCUUGCCAUCUUGCCGGUGCCGCUCGUUCACUUCUUCACGAAGGAUUACGUCACCAGAGUUUUCCGCAUCUACGACGACUCCAAGCCACAGACGUUGGAAAACUUGACCACAAAUGAGAAGUUUGUCUUUGAAAAGUUGAAUUGGACAGGGACCAAUGUGUACAAUGAGUUGGUUUACCUUGACGGCUUAAGACUCGUCAAUCCCAAGGAGUUUAGCAGGCUUGGCUGGGUCAACUGGAAGGAUCACGAGCUCACUUCUAACGUUCAAAGACAUUUCUAUAUCGCCGAUGAGGUGGGUGGAUUUAAGAUGGACAGAUUGUGGGAUAUUGUGGAGAAGAAUAGCGGCGUGAACAACGGGAGAUUUCUCAAUGAUAGAAGUUAGAGAAGCUAUCAAAUGGCCUCGUGUAUAUAUUAAUGGGUCAGCAAUAUCAAUACUGUAAGGACGAGAUUAAUCACCGGCUUGCCGAAUAAGGUUUAACAUUCAGCCACGGAAUAAUGCUGAGGUAAUACUAUUGAUACUCCCACAGGACAUUGCAUAUAUACACCAUGAGACAAGGGUGUGAAGCAUAGAGUAUUCCCUGUGAGCGCUGGUAUGCAAUUGCCAAUAAAUGCAUAAGAACAGACUAUUUAGCCCAUAAAUAACAAAGCUGCUUA